This is a messenger RNA of Malania oleifera, 2588 nucleotides long. RefSeq names its product inositol phosphorylceramide glucuronosyltransferase 1. The coding region runs from base 564 to 2219 and encodes 551 amino acids. Gene Ontology annotation, molecular function: glycosyltransferase activity. The record is from RefSeq and is a predicted model, not a curated record. NCBI's taxonomy places the organism in Eukaryota, Viridiplantae, Streptophyta, Magnoliopsida, Santalales, Ximeniaceae. The transcript has 10 exons.
CUCCAGAGGCCGAUUUUUGAAUCUUCAUGAGCGCACCAACUUUAGAAGUUAGAGGAUACCCCCAGUCCUCCAAGAGUGGCAAAACGAGUGGACGGGCUGGUCCGGACGAGUCGCCAACAGACCGAGUUAUAAACAGAUGGGUUAAUAUUAAAUGGGCCACUUACAUGACCAAUAAGCAAAGAAAGCAGGCGGCGCAUGAUCAGUAGGGCAGUCAAAGAUAAUUCAUCAGCAAGAUCGGAGUGGAAACAAAAAAAAAAUUAUAGAAAAUAAAAAUAAAUAGAGGUAGGGAUAUAGCAGAAAGUUGGACUACUUUUCGAUUUCUCUGUAUCAAGCAUUUCUGAGGACAAAUGGAUUGACCCUUUAUCAAAUCGGAGAAAGGCGGGAGAGACUACUUGUUCGCAGGCAGCAGCGCACCAGCAGGAGGGAGGCAGCCAGAUGAGAGGAUUGAGAGGGUGAGAGGAGAGUCGACCGUGACCCGCCGCGACGUGAGAGAGUGAGAAGAUUGGACUCAAAAUCCAAAAAUUUUCUCGAGAAAAUUAUCCCCAAUCCGACCUUGAAUUACGAUGAAACCGUCCAAUCUGUGCAAUUCGCUUUUAGUGUUGAUUUUGGUGGUAUUCCUUGGAUCUUUUGAGCCCAAUGGAGUUUUGGCAUCUCAGAAACCAAAAGAGGCGUAUGUGACUCUUCUCUACGGCGAUGAAUUUCUACUGGGCGUUCGAGUUCUGGGAAAGUCAAUUCGUGAUACGGGAUCGACCAGGGAUAUGUUGGUGCUCGUCUCGGAUGGCGUAUCGAAGUAUGCUGCGAAGCUCCUGGAGGCUGAUGGGUGGAUCGUGGAGCAUAUUAGUUUGCUGGCGAACCCAAAUCAAGUGCGUCCAAAGAGGUUUUGGGGUGUCUACACAAAGCUUAAAAUAUUCAACUUGACUAAGUACAAGAAAGUGGUGUAUCUUGAUGCUGAUACUAUUGUUGUGAAAAGUAUUGAGGAUCUUUUUAAAUGUGGUAAAUUCUGUGCCAACUUGAAGCAUUCGGAGAGGUUGAAUUCUGGAGUCAUGGUAGUGGAACCUUCUGAAGUGGUUUUCAAUGACAUGAUGAGCAAAGUGACAACAUUACAUUCGUAUACUGGAGGAGAUCAAGGGUUUCUGAAUUCAUAUUACAGUGGAUUUGCCAAUGCGCAUGUUUUUGAGCCAAAUCUAUCCCCAGACAUUGUGAAUUCUAGACCUGUUCCUGAAAUGGAGCGUCUCUCUACUCUAUAUAAUGCAGAUGUUGGUCUCUACAUGCUUGCUAACAAGUGGAUGGUAAAUGAGGCAGAACUUCGUGUUAUUCACUACACACUUGGCCCUCUUAAACCAUGGGAUUGGUGGACAUCCUGGCUUUUGAAACCCGUUGAUGUCUGGCAGACUGUUAGGGAACAGCUUAAGGAAUCUCUUCCUGGAACUGGAGGGGGCAGAAAUCCUAAUGAUGCUCUGCUAGUCAAAUUUCUUUUUCUGCUUCCAUUUAUUGCUGUAUUUUUCUGUUAUUAUCGGUCUUUUCUUCAGGCACGAGAAUUCUUUGGCUCAAUUUGUCGGAGCUCAUUAUGGGAUCACGUUAGACACAUUCACUAUAAAUUUAGAGCUGGUGGCACACUUGCUUAUUCCAGCAUUUCUUCAUCAUCUGCUAAUAAUUCCAAUCAACAGUUAUCUAAUGGUGCGCAGUACAAGGUGCCUGCCUACUUGGGUGGUGUUUCUGUUUUUGUUUGUUUCAUGGCUGCUAUCGUAUCUCUUGUUCUUGCACUUGCAAUUGUGCCUCGUCAAGUGAUGCCUUGGACUGGUUUGCUACUGAUGUAUGAGUGGACUUUUACACUCUUUGUUCUGUUAUUUGGAGGUUAUCUUUACAUGAUAUACCACUGGGGAAAGAUAAUUGCAACUCAAGCAGGGUCUUUUUCGGCUCAGGCUGAAUCUUCUGAUUAUGAUUCUGGAAAAGGACACCAGCGACAGGUGUCAUCAUGUGAUGUUGCUUCAGGGUUUUAUUGGAUGGGGAUGGCACUUCUUGCUGUUGCUGCUCCUUCUUUGCCUUGUCUCUUUGGGGUCACUGCUUUGUUUAUGAGGUUAGGAUUGAUGGUUGCAGGAGGCAUAGUUUUAGCAUCUUUUAUGACAUAUGCUUCAGAGCACCUUGCCAUCAGAUCAUUCUUGAGAGGUGCUGAAGAUCGAGACAUGCCACGGAUUAGGAGCACUUGUUUCUUCUGUUGAUUGUUGGGUUAAAAUGAUGAGAUAUGAGCACCGGUUCUUCCUCCAAAUUGUAAUGAGUUGUAAAUUAUAGAAGAGCAUUUUGACAGAUUAGAUUCAUUAGAAAUGCCUUUGUCCAAACAGUGCUGCAAUUGUAAUUGAAUAUAUCUCAACAUAAAAUGAAAGGGAGCAAGGUUUGAAUGGUUUUGAGAUUUGUGAUGUAGCGGAAUAUUCGUGCACCGAAGUUCUGGGUUUCUUUUGGCUACUUAUUUUUGCUUUAAGUGGCUGGUGAUCAGAAUUUCAUGGAUGAUCUCUGUUGCAUUUCAUGGAGUUUAAAUAUUGUAUUGAUUAUUUCAUUUCAAGUAAUUAUGGGAUGUUUCUAACUCCCUUGUG